Messenger RNA from Patella vulgata (common limpet), 2593 nucleotides. RefSeq lists its product as uncharacterized. Gene Ontology annotation, biological process: double-strand break repair via nonhomologous end joining. The record is from RefSeq and is a predicted model, not a curated record. The coding region runs from base 363 to 977 and encodes 204 amino acids. The transcript is spliced from 2 exons. NCBI's taxonomy places the organism in Eukaryota, Metazoa, Mollusca, Gastropoda, Patellidae. Gene Ontology annotation, cellular component: nonhomologous end joining complex; site of double-strand break; nucleus. Gene Ontology annotation, molecular function: molecular adaptor activity.
UCAUUUGCACGCGGAUACAUUCCCACCCAGAAGCUUCAUAUCAAACUAGAAGUAUUGAAGCAUUUAUUGUCAAAACUUAUUAAAAUGUAAUGGUGUGGUCCAUUUACAUAUGAAAAUGAUUUGCUCAGACGACACUGAACCUUUUCGGUUUUAAAAAUAAUGUUGAGGUCAAUUGAGACACGGUGUUCUCAUAAAAAUAAAGAAUGUAUUACCUCCGAUAAUUAAGUUCGACUAAACAAAUGGCUGCUUUUCGAUAAAAAAAAAAUUUCAUUUGCACUGCAGCUAACCAUACUUUGUUGACUUUGUCACAGAAAGGUUUAGAAAUAUUUUUUGCUUAAUAAAGAUCAGUAUAUUUAGGUACGAUGUUUAAAGACGUUAUAAUUGAAAAUAAGAUAGAUGACAUGUUUCAAAUUGUGAUAAGUGGGGAUGAAAAAUACCUCAGUUUUACAUUUUUCGACAGUCCUUCAAAAAGUUGGACGCUGUGUGUAACAAAUGGCAUAGAUGUAUGGAGAUUAGUAAUGGAUGAAGAAGAUUUUAACACUCAUAGAGAGUUGGCUAAUAUUAGCACAGAAGAAGCCUUUUGUUUAAAAAUUAGAAAUAGUUUUGUAUCAGGAGACCUGUCCAUAGCAAUAAUGGGAACCAGAUUAAAACUGUCAGUUGGUAAAGGAGAUACUACUAUCAACUUUGAUCUUUUUGAAGCCAAGGCAGUAGAUAAGAAAACAGACUUAAAGACAGUUUUGUUUCAAUUAGCAGAAACGUCUAUAAAGAUGGAAACAAAAUUAAAAAUAGCAAACCAAACAAUUGAUAAACUUCAAUCAGAAUCAUCAAAAAAAGGACCAUCAGGAUUUUUAGAUUCAGGCACUGGAUCUAAGCGAGGUGCAAAUGCUUCAAAAGUUAAACCUAAAAAGGUUGGAAUGAGUGUUGUGAAUCCUAAUAGUAAAAAAAGAAAAGUGGCAACUGGGGUUGUAUUUGAAUAGAUUGUUUAAUAAAUAUUUAAAAUAACAAAAAAUCUUCAUGAAUGAUGCUGUUGUCAGUCACUGAUCAAGCUCACUUUACACAAAACCACCAAUUUCAGUUCAACAGAAAAAAAAUUCUGACCAUUAAAUUUGAUAUUAAUAUAUAUCAUUUAUUGUUUAUCAUACAAAUAUUUACAUGUACAUGUAUUCCCAAUUUUACCUACAAUAAUAUAUUUAUCUACAUAAUUCAUAUUUUAAUUCCAUUCAUCCUAAAUAUGUGUUAAGACUUUUACAAUAGUACCGUACAUUGGGUUACAUGUUCAAAUUAAUAAAAGCAUUUAUUAUUAGUCCCCUACCAUAAGCAGUGGACAGAUUAGUCGAAUCAAUUGGCGCCAAAUUUUAUUCAGCCGAACGAGAGGAUACACUAGGCCAAUCACUCGCUGAUUCACCAGACGAUUGCUUCACCUUUCACGGCACAUGAUUAAACAUGGCAGCGACCAUGUCUUCAAUCAUUCCUGUGACUUCUCGAUAUGAUUGGAUUCAUGUUUGUUUACAUUAAUGCAAGAAUUAUGGGAUUUAUUGCGGGAAGGGGUGCAACUCUUACUUGACUUGGCCAAAGAUACUGGAUAAUCAACCACAUAAUAAAAACAAACUCCCAGUUUCGCAUAAGCAAUGCAACUUUUCGUCCCAGACCCUCUGUACAUUGAAGACUAGAAGGUUCUAGGUGACCGAGACUACGCUUAGGCAGUGGAGGCAGACAUUUUGAGAUCAUGUGACAAUAUAGGCUGGACAAGGGCACACUAGCGAAUUUGAUUGCGGGCGAAAAAAUAAUUUGGUAAAUAUAUCUAACCUGCUAGAUACGAGCGGUUGAUCGGGCAAAAGGUUCGCCCAGCAGAAUCGUCGCUGUGAAAGGGCACAUGGGUGAUUUUUUCAAGUGAUUUUAAAAAUCGGCGCAAUCGGGCGCAAAAAUUCGCUCGUCUGCCCCCCUACUUUUGGGGUAUUUGAUUUAAAUUUAGUAAAUGUACAUUGUUUUACAUAGAUGAUGAGUUUCAGGCCGAUUCAUUGAAAAUUCAGUUUUACAGAAUUUAUUCCAUUUAUCUUAAUCACAUUUGGAUUACAUAUUCACAGUAUCAGCCAGUUAUAGAUGCAUACAUUGUCAAAUAUGAUGGGGCCGAUAUGGAACAUGUAUAGUUUCGGCCAUGCUCUUAGAGUGCUCAUUUUAACCAUGGCUUUGGUCUUUGUUUGAAAUUGCAUACAUAAGUUCUGAAAUUCUGUUCAUAUACAUGUAUAGUAACUGAAGGCAGUAAAAAACACUGACAAACUACCGUACUUAUAAGGAUGAGUGAUAAGCUAACAAUGAUGUUAUUAUCUGAUAAAUGAUGUCUUACUAACUCUUACUUAUAUUGUAAAAUUACACAAAGUCACCCAUUUUAGAAGAAUUGAUAGGCUAAAGCAUUUUGAAAGAAAAAUCUUAUGUUUAUUUACAAUUUAAUUUCUCGACUUAAGUAAAACUUUCAUUAAUAAAUAUUAGAAACCUGCACUGCAUCCUUAUCUUGUACCAAUAUUACAUGUUCACUGUCAAGUCAUAACAUUCUAUCACAGAAUAUUUAUCAUCUAUAAAUAAAGUUCAUAUUAAA